Molecule: messenger RNA, 3248 nt
Organism: Lethenteron reissneri (Far Eastern brook lamprey)
Lineage: Eukaryota; Metazoa; Chordata; Hyperoartia; Petromyzontiformes; Petromyzontidae
Product: ras-related protein Rab-20-like
Molecular function (GO): GTPase activity; GTP binding
Source: RefSeq, a predicted model, not a curated record
CCCUCGCCGCUGCCACCAAACUCCUUGGGGCCGCGGAGACCGCAGAACGACCCGGGCAGGGGCCCCAGGGAGAGGAAGAGGAGGCGACAGCAGUGGUGGUGGUAGUGGUGGAUGAAGAGGAGACCCCGAGGAGGAGGAGGAAGAGGAGGUGACAGUGGUGGUGGAUGAAGAGGAGAUCCCGAGGAGGAGGAGGAAGAGGAGGUGACAGCGGUGGUGGUGGUGGUGGAUGAAGAGGAGACCCCGAGGAGGAGGAAGAGGAGGUGACAGUGGUGGUGGUGGAUGAAGAGGAGACCCCGAGGAGGAGGAAGAGGAGGUGACAGUGGUGGUGGUGGUGGAUGAAGAGGAGACCCCGAGGAGGAGGAAGAGGAGGUGACAGUGGUGGUGGUGGUGGUGGAUGAAGAGGAGACCCCGAGGAGGAGGAAGAGGAGGUGACAGUGGUGGUGGUGGUGGUGGAUGUAGAGGAGACCCCGAGGAGGAGGAAGAGGAGGUGACAUUGGUGGUGGUGGAUGUAGAUGAGACCCCGAGGAGGAGGAAGAGGAGGCGACAGUGGUGGUGGUGGAUGAAGAGGAGACCCCGAGGAGGAGGAGGAAUAGGAGGCGACAGUGGUGGUGGUGGAUGAAGAGGAGACCCCGAGGAGGAGGAGGAAUAGGAGGCGACAGUGGUGGUGGUGGAUGAAGAGGAGACCCCGAGGAGGAGGAAGAGGCGACAGUGGUGGUGGUGGCUGUAGAGAAGCUCUCGCUUCUGAAGGGCAGCAGGGGCAGCUCUCGCUUCUGAAGGGCAGCAGGGGCAGCUCUCGCUGCUGAAGGGCAGCAGGGGCAGCUCUCCCUUCUGAAGGGCAGCAGGGGCAGCUCUCCCUUCUGAAGGGAUUGGAGCUGCUGCGGCUGCUGUUGUUGUUGCUGCUGCUGCCCGAGUUGGGAGCGGCGCUCGCGAGAGGCGCGUGGCUGUCCCACGUGACUCGGCGUGCUGGUCAGGAGGAGGAUACGGUGCCGCGGGGUCCUUUGGGCGAUGUCCACCCGGCCCGACUUCAAGGUGGUCCUCCUGGGAGAGGUGAGCGUGGGCAAGACGUCGCUGCUGCGGCGCUACACGGAGCGACGCUUCGAGGACACCAUCAGCACCGUGGGGGGAGCCUUCGUCAUGCGGGAGUGGGCCGGGCACACGGUGGCCCUGUGGGACACGGCAGGCAAUGAGCGGUUCCACGGGCUGGGCUCCAUGUUCUGCCGCGGGGCGCGCGCCGUGCUGCUGGUGUACGACGUGACGAGCCGCGCCACCUUCGCCGCACUCGAGGAGCGUUUCCUGGGCCUGGCCGACUCGGCCGACGCCGACUGCAUCUUCGCUCUCGUCGGCAACAAGGCCGACCUCCUGCCGCCGCCGCCCCGGAGCGACGAGAGCCGCCUCGGGGCGCCGGCGGCGGACGGGGAGGAGACGGAAUCGCGCCCACGGGAAGUGACGGAGGAGGACGCUCGCGAGUUUUACGGCCGCAUCCUCCGCUACCGCGACACCGUGGCGGGGAGCGCCGCCGGUGCCGCCGGGACGCGGCGGCCGGCGAUGCCGGCGGCGGAGCGGGCCUGCUUCGUGGCGAGCGCCAAGAGCGGCCGCGGCGUGGACGAGGCGUUCGAGGGCGUCUUCGAGAUGCUCGUGCCGCGGCGUCGCGAUCCGUGUGGCACGGUUCACCUGGACGGUGCGGGGAAGCGCCAGCGCGGGCGCUGCUCCUGCUCCUGAGUGUCGGCGGCGGUGGGGGGUGGCGGUGGACCGGCGCAAUCGCCUGGGGCGAAUGUGGAUACAAAAACAAGAGGCGAUUUCCUGCUCGAACGAGCGGCACCGAAGCAUCGGUGCCCAUCAUGUCACGGCCCUGCGGAGCUAGCAUAAGCGAGGGAAGUUCCACAUUGCUGUGGCGGGGAUGUCCGGUUGUACGUUGAACUUAUUUCGCACCGUACGUAGCCAACCUUGCCAAUCGGAGGCGCGGCGGAUGAAUCUAACCAGAGGACAAGCUGCUACUGACUUUCCCAACUCUGCGCUAUCUACUUUAUCGACUAUGCUGGGAUGAUGAUGGGCCGAGUCAACCUCCAAUGAGGAUUUGAACUUCCAGGCUUUCCGAUUGUUGCGAGCCACUCUCCCACCCGCCGGGCCGCCAGGCUGCAGAAGCCGCAGACGCGGCCGUUAGGGGCGCGGGGUGACUCGGUGGUGGUGGUGGACGCGGGCACGGCUCCUCGUCACCCCGUGCUGCUGCUGCUACCUUCCCAAUCACCUGUGGUUCCUCCUCCUGGUGCCUCCGAGUCAUCCAUUCUCCUCCUCCCCCCCCCCACCGAGUCAUCCUCUCUCUUUCUCUCUGUCGUCCUCUCUGAGUCAUCCUCUCUCUGAGUUAUCCUCUCUCUCGAGUCGUCCUCUCUUUCUGUCGUCCUGUCUGAGUCAUCCUCUGAGUCAUCCUCCGAGUCAUCCUCUCUCUCGAGUCGUCCUAUCUCCCUGAGUCGUCCUCUCUCUCGAGUCGUCCUCUCUCUCUGUCGUCCUCUCUGAGUCAUCCUCUGAGUCAUCCUCUGAGUCAUCCUCUGAGUCAUCCUCUCUCUCGAGUCGUCCUCUCUCCCUGAGUCGUCCUCUCUCGAGUCGUCCUCUCUCUCUGUCGUCCUCUCUGAGUCAUCCUCUGAGUCGUCCUCUUAGUCAUCCUCUCUCCGAGUUAUCCUCUCUCCCUGAGUCGUCCUCUCUCUCGAGUCGUCCUCUCUCUCUCUCUUGAGUCGUCCUCUAUCUCCCCGAGUCGUCCUGUCUUUCUCUCAGAGUCGUCCUCUCUCGCUCUCAGAGUCGUCUUUUACGAGAGCGAGUGACUUGCACGCUACGAGUUGAAAUCAUCACAGGAAGACCUCGCUGCAGCGCUCUCAAGAUGCGUUGCUGGGGAAGCGAGCAGCGCUAAUCGAAACGGCGCUAAACGGGGGUCGUUAUACCAUUGCUUUCAUAGGGUUGCGUUCCCGAGAGCGCUCCUUCGCACGAGCAACACGCGAUGGCUUCAUUGGGGUGUCGGUAAUAGCGCUUAUAAUAACAACGGAUGGUAAACAUUAUUUUUAGUAAAUAAACAUCAUUAUUUACAACAGUAAACGUUGUGUACCGUACCCACGAGUGCUUUCUACCUCUACACGGCAGCGGCGGGAGAGGGGGUUGAAGGAGCUGCUGCUGCUGCUGUACUCCCAGUUCGGGGUCACUCUCAGCGAAGAGCUCCAGGAGCUCCGUGCGUGAUCUUAGCCGACGAUGCCCUCCAGUCCGAA